UGUGUGUGUGUGUAUGCGCGCGCGCGCGCUUAGUUUGUCAUUUCAUUUGCAUAGUUUUUUCGGCUGUCAGAACAGCAGUAUCAAUAUUUUUCUCUACAUUCGUCCCUAUACCUAUAUUUUGUUAAAUAGAUCUAAUAUUUUUAUUGUCGUUGCACGUUAACACCACGCUCACCAAAGCUAAUUUUGCCCCAUUCACAAUAUUUUACUUUUCGUCUCAUUGCUACGCCAGAAAUAAAAUGGUUCCUGAAGUGGCACUCGUUGGUUAUUGUGAUUCAGUAACGGACAGAUCCCCGGUGGCGUUGUGAAAAAGAAAUAAUGCUAACAUGGGCAAGUUCAGAUUUCUCGGUAAACCAUCCAAGUCGCGACGUCCGAGGACGAUGGUCCGGGUCGGCGUGUCCUCCGAUUUCGUGGACAACGAGGCCAAGAACGCACAAAUGUUAUCCAUCUCGUUGAAAGCUUUCCGGGCGACGUUCGAAAAAGACGGAGAGGUUUGUGCAGUAAUUAGCUGUUGCCUGUCAUUGCUACCCCCAACAAAAAACAACUGAAUUAUUAUAAUAUCGUAUAUGCGUUAUCAUUGUCCUGCAAAAGAAUUGUGAUAACGUGAUAGUAUUCAUUUUUUUUCGUUUUUUGUAUUUAGCUGGAAAGCUUUAAAGGAUUCAGCAUUGACUACAGUGAAGCAGCCUCAAAUUCGAUCUUCAAAAAUAACACUAAAGAAGAAUGUAUGCUAAAGCCCAUACUUAAUGAUCAACAAACUAAACACAAUUUCAUUUCGGACGUAAGUACCUGUUGCCUGAGUUGUUUAUGUAUACCUACUCAGUUUAUUAUAAUGUAUUAUUAACACACUCAUACAUAUUUUAUUUGGAAUUUGUGUUUACACAAAUCAGAAGUAAAUCCAAUUUUUUUCUGGGAAAGAAUGCAGUUAAGCUCCCUAGUGAUUUUUCAGUUUUUUUUUUCUAAAAUGUGAGUUUUUACAUAGUUAAUUUAAUGUUCAAAAAAAGUCUCAAACCAUAUUUAGAAGUUAUAAUCAAAAAACUUUAAAAUGCUUGAUUUUUUUAAAUAUCGUGUUUUUGAGUUUAAAAUACCAAACAUUUAUAUUCAUGGAAUUUUUUUUUUUUUAGAAAUAGUAGUUUUUAUAUGCUUAACAUUUUGGUGAAAUCAGAAUUCACCCAUCGUACUUACUUUUUAUGUUAUUGUUAAUAAAUCAUGCAAAACCUAAUUUAUAAUGUUAUUUCAAUCAUUUGCAUAUUAAAAUAACUCAAAAUUGAUUUUUUGGCCUUUUUUAUUUUAUUCGGUAUGUAAUAAUAAAAGAAAUAAUGAAAAAUAGCUAGAAAUAGUGGAAAAAUGUAUUUUUUCUUAUGGUUACCUAAAUAUUACAUUUUACCUUUGGAAAAAUAUAGUUUAUUUAAUACAACUUUCUUUUUUUACUUACUGAAGCCAAAAUAAUUUUAAAAAAACCACGAUGGAGAGCUGAGAGGUAUGGUGAAAUUAAUACAAUGAUUAUAACGUUAAAUUAUUGUUAUAAAUUUAUAAAUAACAAAAUAUUAAAUAAAAUUUUAAAAUUUACUUAUUUACCAUGUGAAUUCUCGGAAUAAUCACGACAUCUCCAUACAUACCUGUCAAUGCAAUAAACUUUAAAACAUAACUUGAAAGUAUGUCCAAGAACACAUUUUAAUGUAUUUUGUUUGGUAAUUAGUGUCCAAGUCUGCAGUUUUUCAAUUACUGCCAAAGAAUCAGCCUCUUGGCAUUUCGCUCAAACAGCUCAUAAAUAUCGAAAAAAUCUUAGUUCAGAUUUUACCAAACAAUUUUUUAUGUUUUUACACACCAAAUAGAAUAAAAAGUCCAAAAAAUCAAUUUUGAGUUAUUUUAAUAUGUAAACAAUUGAAAUAACAUAAUAAAUUUGGUUUUGUGUAGCUAAUUAAUAAUAACAUAAAAAUUAAGUUGAAUAGGUGAAUUCUAAUAUCACCAAAAUGUUAGGCAUUAUAUAAUUUCUACCAUUUCCAGAAAAAAAAUUUCAAAAAUAUACAUUUUUGGUAAUUUAAACUCAAAAACCAUGAUUUUUAGAAAAAUCGAGGUUUUUGAUCAACUUUUUUUGAAAGUUCCAUCAAAUUAAGUAUGCAAAAACACAUUCUGAAAAAUGAAAUUCUAAAAAAUGCUUGGGAGCUAAACAACAUUUAUGCCUUUUUCUGAUGUGUAUAAUUAAAAUUUGAUCAGAUAUUUAAAAAAAAAGGAAUUUACCUUUUGUGCUCUACCGAUUUAUCAAUGCUUACUUAUAAUUAGAGUAGAAGAUUUGUAGCAUUUGCAUAUUUUUUUUGCAUAAUCAUAAAAAGAGCAGAGUAAAAUAGAAAUAUGUUUUAUGUUAAGAUAAAGCUAGAUUUGUAAUUUUAUUUUGCAUAUAAAUGCAUUUUUGAGUUUUUUUUGUGUUUUAUAGCAUAUUUCUCUCGUUGUUUUAUAUUUUUAAAGAUAUUUAAUUAAUAAUUCUAUUCAUAUUUUCACCAUUAUUGUUUUAUUUCAUGUAAUUAGGUAUAACCAUAAUUGUUAAAUUUAAAAUAAUUUAUAAAUGUUACUGUUCACGGACGUAAUUUUUUCUUAGAAGCACUUGUGAAUUGCCAAUAAGAUUAAUUUUCCGUAUAUUUAUUGUUGGAUGAUUGUUUAUGAUGUAACAUACCACCUGUAUAGGUACAUUUACAUUUAAAUUUUUGGUGUGUUACUAAAUAGUUGGCUUUACAUUCUGUUUAUAAUUUAUUUUAUUUAUGUAGUUAUUUAUUUUUAUAAAAUACUUUAAGUUCUAACACUUGUAAUAAAGUCAAAUAAAUUCAGUUAAAAAAUAAAUACAAAUAUUUGUAUUUUUAAUUUAAAGUAUAUAUUUUUGGUUGCAUAUUUUAGGUAUUUAUGGGUAUAUUUGGUUGACUUUAGGGCUACAAGUCCUCUACUACCUUACGUAUAAUUCAUAAAAAAAUAAAAUUGUAAUCAACUAAACAAUUGUUAUAUAAUGUAUUUUAUAACUCAUAAAAUUGUAAUAUUUUCAAUUACUAUAUAUUAUAUAAUUAUCAAUAUUUUCAGGUACUUGAUUGUUAAUAAUUAAUUUUUAUACAAGCAUUUUAUAUUGUACAAUAUAUAAUACUGUUUAAACAGGGAUUGCAUACAUAGUUCCCUUUUCACUUAGAAUUAAAAAAGUAAAUUUAUAGUUUACUUUAUUGUUAUUAUCUCAUUUAUUGUUGUUUGAUAUGCAGGUGUUGUUAUAUAUUUAUAAUUUUUUUUACAUUUUAGACAAAAUCUAGUGAUAUAAGUAGUAUGGAUUGUCUACCAGUUCAACUAGAUUCAGAAAUAAAAUUUGAACUUAAUAAUUCAAAUACAAAUUCGAUUUCAGAGUCAGUUGUUUCCUGUUGUGAUGAUAAUCUUAAUUACACUUAUGCAUUAUCGUGUAAAGGAGGUAUUUACUAGUUUAAAAGUACUUAAUUAAUAAUUAACCUUUUUUUUAAUUUCCAAAACUAUAUUUUAGGUCCAUUGAAUAUAAACCAAACUAGUGGUGAAGUACAAUGUGGAAUUUGUGGUGUUAUUCGUUACUACAAGUCAAUAGCAAAAACUAAAAGAUAUGGCGCUUACAGUUGUGAUUCUUGUAGAAAAUUUAUAGCUAAAUUAAUUGAAAAUCAAAACACUUUUAAUCGUUGCAAUAAUGAAAGAGGUGAUUUUUAAUUUAUUUUGUUUGAUUAUGUUUUUAUUAAAAUAUAUUUUUCCCAUUCAGGUAUAGGUCAUUGUCGUAUUCCAAUUGGACUCAAUUCUCAAAAAGGAGUGGCAAGAAUUGUAUCUACUGAUUCUCGGUGUAAAGCCUGUUGGCUUCAGAUGUGUUUGAAACGGUUAAAGUUACCAGAUACAAUUGUUGAAAGAUUGUUAGACACACUUCCUAGAGAAAUGACACCAGUAAUUAUGUGGACUUUAAAAAAACCAGAUCCAUGGACCAUAAAUAUAGGAAGUUGUCUUGAAAAUAAAAUUAUAAAAGAUUAUAAACUUCAUAAAGAAAUUAUUAAUUGUUUACAUGGUAGAGUAAAAAAAAAAAUAUUUUUUAUUACUACUAUUAUUUGUAUUUAAAUUAAUCAUUGUUUCAGAUGAAGAUAGUAGUGGAAGCUUUGAGGAGUUAUAUAGUAGUGACAAUGAUAAUGACGAUAUUAAUUAUGAAACUGAACACACCACCACCAAAAAAUCAUCUAAUAAAAAAAAACUGAAGCUAGAAGAGAAGACAAAUAAUAGUAAAAUUACAAAAAGAAAGAGAACAAAAAAAUUAGAAAUAUGUAGAGAUAUUCAGUCAAAUGAUAUUAAAAGAAUUGCAUUGUUAGGACCCACAAGUGAUACAAUAUCUAAUCCAAUGGAAAACCAAGGUUUGUUUAGUUAUUAUGAUGUUGAUUAACAGAUGUAAAGUAAAUUCAAAUUCUCUAUAAAUUACAUAAAAGCUCCUUUAGUUAUUAACUAUAGUACAUAUAUGUUUUUAACUUUUAAUAAAGAAUUCAAGUCUUUUAACACAAAAGGACCUAGAAUUAAACAUGUAUGUCGCAGUGCUGAGUCUGUUUUGGGACAAACUCCUGCUACAUUUGAAAAUGUUUUAGAAAUGACUGAAAAUGAUAACUUUAGUAAGUGUUUAAAUUAAAAUGAUUGUAAUAUCUACAUUAUAUGGGUAGAAAUUAACAUUUGUAUUAAUUACUUACAAAAGAAACUGGUUAAAGAUAAUAGUUAUGUAAUAAAAAGUUUUGCUUAGUUCUAUAAUUGGAAAAAUAACUUUCAUAAUUUACAACAUUUUUUACUUUUACUUAUUUUAGUGUUACCGGUAGAUAUAAAUAAAUCACAGUGUACUAGACCUAAUGAAGAUCUAUCAGAAAAUAUGUCAAGGUAUAAUAUAAAAACAUAUUCCUGAAUAAUAUUUAAUAAUUGUUUAUUUUUUUUUUUUUUUUAAUUUAUGUGUUGCACAUUGUAUGGAUUCUUUUAGUAUUUUGAAAGGUUCAAAAAUGACAUCCAUUGUUAAUGAACAAGAUCCUCAUUUAUCCUAUCAACCAAAUGUCAGUAUCAUUAAUUAUUCCUGACAAGAAUUAAGUUUUUUAACAGAAUAUAUUUUAUGUCAAUAAUUUUAACAUAUUUAGAGAACUCUUCAAGAUCUAAUGAUGCAAGAUUAUUUGAAUUCAAGUAUUGACAAUUUUGAAGAUGACAAAACUAUUAAUAUAAAUUUUCAAGAAAGCUAUGACCCAGAUAGAAUUGCAGAAAAUGGGUUUGCUAUUGUCGGAACUGGGCCAUUACCAAUACCUCGGCGAGUAGUAUGUUAUUUAUGUGGAAGUGCUGGAAUGGAGAAAGUAAUUGAUCUCAAUGUUAUUUACUUAAAUAUCUUGUAAAACUUGUGUUAAUUAUCAUUUGUUUUAGUUAAUUCAUUGUGUGUCUUGUUGUGAACCUUACCACAAGUUUUGUGUUGAUGGGGUUGGUAUUGGAAUUUCAUCUCAUGAAAGUGAAUGGUCAAAAUUUAGUUGGACAUGUCCUAAGUGUAAGGUAAAGUAAAAAUAUAAUUAUUAGAAGUUAAGUUAUUAUUAGUUAAAUUUGUAAGCAAUAGUUAUAAAAUUAAAUGUGUUUAUAAAUUGUUUCAUUAAAUUUCAUAAAUAUCAAACUAAUUAAGUAAUUCUAUUAAAUAUUAUUAAAACUAAAUUUUGAUUUAUUUUGUUAUCAGGUUUGUAAAGGUUGUCAAAGUAGAGGCAAGACACGCCCAAAAUUAACUUGUCAAAGAUGUAAAGAUUCUUAUCAUGAUUAUUGUCUUGCUGACAAAAUAAAUUAUGACCGAAACAGACCAUGGGUAAAAUUGUUUAUUUUUAAAUAUUUUAAUCAAGUUAUUUGUAUUGUAUUAUUUGUAUUUUUAUUGUUUCCUUAUAGACUUGCCCUCCUUGUAGAAAAUGCAAAAGUUGUCAAAUGCCUAAAGUUGAUUACUUUGUUGGUAAUUUGGCUUUAUGCUCUAUGUGCUUUCAGUUAAGGCAACACGGUAAUUACUGUCCCUUGUGUCAAAAAUGCUAUGAACCUGAUGAUUAUGAUACAAAAGUUUGUGAAAUAAUGAAUUAUAGUUUCAGUUUAUGAUUAAAAUAUAUAUAAAAUAUAUUGAUUUUUAUUAUAGAUGAUGGAAUGCGCAAUAUGUGAACAUUGGGUUCAUGCUAAAUGCGAAGGCUUAUCAAAUGAGAAAUACGAGGUUUUGAGUACUUUACCUGAAGUUGUUGAAUAUGUUUGCAAGUAAGUUAAUAGCUAACAUUUUAUUUGUGUACAUGUAUGCAAUUUAAUUUGAAAGUUGGUAAUGGUUGUUUGAUCUAGUUAUUCAUUUAUGGAAUAUACAAUUUUCAUUCAAUUAGAUUUCUUAUAAAUUAAUUAAAAGUGUUCACAUAUUAUACUAUGUGUAAAAUAUAGUAUUUAAAAAUUGGCUUUGACUUUCCAAUCAAACUAAUUAUUUAUACAAUGUAUAAAUAAUUUAAUAAUAAUAGUUUAAAAAUAAUUUAAAAAUUUUUUAUUUAAAAAUAAUAGUUUUAUAUAUAAUUUUAAUAUGUGUUUUUUAUUAAUUUUUUUACAGAAAUUGCACCACUGAUAAUACCAUUCCAUGGCGGGUUUAUGUUGAUGAUGCUUUAAGGAAUGGUUUUAUGACUGUUCUUAUAAUUCUGGGCAAAAACAAAAAAACAUGUGAUCUUAUAAAAUGGAGUCCUCAAAAACAAUCACCUGGAUGUGUUUGCAAGAAAUUCAUUGUACCUAAAUGUCCAUCUUUUGAUGGACCUAAUAUUGUAAAAUCGCAACUUACUAAUGAAAUUCCUAAACAAUGUGUUUGUCACGGAUUAGAGGGUUGGUCUAAAGGUACUCCAACUCUGGUUACAAUAAAGCAGAAAGUAAAUAACAAUGAAUAUGAAUCUCUUUGUCAAUUUAAUGAUGAUAUGAUAAGUACUAUCAAUAAGUUUAAUGUACCAGAACUUCGAGAAGAGUAUAAAAAAAUUAUAGGGGAUAUUUUCCCUUGGUUUAACUCUGAUUUUGAAAAUAAUACUCCCCGUAAAAGUUCCUAUUCUUCUACAUCAUUACCAAUUAUAAGUCCACCUAAGUUCAUUCCAAAAAUACCAUCUUAUUUUCCUAAUUCUAACAUCAAAGCCCCACAGGAUAUCAUUAGCAACAACGAAAAUAAUUAUUAUAUUACACCAACAAUUGAUGACACAAGAAUUUGUCAGUUUUGUAAGAAAUUGGGAGAAGGUAUGCCAAUGCGAGAAGGAAGACUUCUUUAUUGUGGUGAUAAUAUAUGGGCUCAUGCCAAUUGUGCUUUAUGGUCUUCUGAAGUAUUCGAAGAGAUUGAUGGAUCAUUACAAAAUGUUCAACUAGCUCUUUCAAGAGGUAAACUUGUUAGAUGUGUAGUUUGCAAUGAAAAAGGAGCAAGUGUUGGAUGUUGUUAUCGAAAUUGUGUCAAGACUUAUCAUUUCCAAUGUGCUAGAAAAGUAUUUUGUGUAUUUAAUGAAAACAAAACUGUAUAUUGUAACAACCAUGCAUCUGAUACUCGUUGUAGUGUUAAAGAUUUUACUUUGGAUAGACUUAUUUAUAUAGAACAAGAGUAUACUAAACCAAAGCGUACAGAAAGCUCGGAGAUUCAUAUACUAAUCGGUUCAUUAUAUAUAAGUUGUAUUGGACAUUUACACCCUUUUUUAUCAGAUAGCGUCGAGUCUAUAUUGCCUAUUGAUUUUAAAGCAAAACGAUAUUAUUGGUCAACAAAAGAACCAUGGAAACUUAUCCAAUACAAUUGGACUACUAAGACGGAAAAUUAUGUUGAAAAGCUAAAAUUUGAUGAGCUUAACUAUACUAUUGAUCACAACAAACAAACAAAUCCUAUUAGUUUUAUUAAAACUGAAAAUUAUAAACACAAUGUAGAUAUUAACUUGUUUACUUCCAUUCAGAUGGAUAACUUACAAAAGUGUUAUGAAUCAUUAAAAAGAACAUGCCAUACCGAUAAUACUUUUGAAGCUAAACGUUGCAAAGUGGACAGUAUUGACUGUUUUGUUUACCCUAACUAUGAUACAGAUACCGAAUUUGAAUCUACAAUUGAUGAAACUUGUAGAAUGGAGUUAUUUUCCAAUAGUUAUGGAUCAAAACCAAAAAUAAUUCCACAAUUAGAUGGCUUGUAUGAUUCAAGUGACUGUGAAUCUGAAUUUGAAUUAUAUCAACUUGAUAAUUUAACAGAUGCAAUUGAUGAUUGUACAAAUGAUCAACCAGUUAAAUGUAAUCGAUGUCAUCGGACAUAUAGAACAAGUGUAAGUUAUGAAAGACACUUAAUAAAUUGUAAUUUUGAUUACGACAUUGGCAGUGACAGUGAUUUAAGUGAUGAUGAUAAGUCUGACAAAAAACCUGAAGUUAAUUAUUUACCUCUUAAAGAAGAACAAAGUUUACUUGUAGAGCCUUUAAAAGAAGAUGAAAAUUUUUCCCAACAAAAUUUUGUUCCUACUGCCAUUUCAGUAGGGUCUGCACACCAGGAACAACAGCCACCAUCUACUGUUAUAAUUCAGCCUGUCCAAACUUCAUUUGUUCAAUCUCCUGUGCCUGAUGUUCAGUAUAUAACAAUAAACAAUACUCCAACUCAACCCGUGAUGCCAUGUUUCCAAUAUCAAACACCACAGACUGUUAUAGUUCAACCAUCAGUAGUUGAUUCGACUACAGUUGUGCUAAACAAUUCUUCAGUGGAUAUGUACGUUCCCCAGAAUAACAACUUACUAUUUAGUUCACAACCAAUGUUAGUAGGUUUGGAUCCAUACACCAUGUCUUCAAAUUACACCUUUACACAAACUUCUCAAAUUUACCAAUCACCAAAACCUAUAGAACCCAUUUCAAAUCAGUAUUAUAUUAUUAAUUCAGAGCCAACAGUUUCAAAUGAAUGGUCGUAUAAUAUAACAUCUGAGAUAAAAACUGAACGGAAUAUUUUGUGUACACAACCGAAAGUAUAUACAAACCGUAAGUUGCGAUCAACUGAACUUUGUUAUGAUACUAAAGAAAAUAUACCUAAUAGUUUAGUUCAAUCUGUAGAAAAUCAGGCUUAUGGAGUGAUGACCAUCAUGAAAAAUGUAAAUCCAGAACCUUGGAAAAGACCAAUUAUGAAAACAUAUCCUCCAAAAAAAAAUGAUGAACACAAAAUUUCACCUAAACGAGUUGAAGAGAAAAAGAUACUUCCAAAAAAUAUUGAAUCAGAUUCAUGCAAAAUAUCAACUUCAAUAACCAUGGCAGAUAAUAGAAUACAUUCAACAACUGUGGUGAACACAGUGAUCUCUACCUCAACAUAUACAGAAAACUUACCAUCUCCAAUUAAAUUGGGUUAUUCAUCACAACUUAAUUCUAUAUCUAAUGGUUUACUAUCUCCACAAAAUUUUAAAAAUACUGUAUCAUCACCAUUGAAAACAGAAUUUAAACCUCUGCAUUCUACUGUAAAAACUUUAAAAGUAUUACCUUCACAAAAAAUAACACAAGAAAACAGUCCAAUAACUUGUUCGUCGGUAUUAGAAAAAUCUGGUUCUUCAUUUAUAAAAGAAGAAAAUCCCUGUUCAUCUAAUAUACAAAAUUUAGAUUGUUCAUCAUUUUCUACAUCAAUCUAUAAAAAUAUUCCUAUUAAUAUAGAAAAACCAUCCCUUUCUCAGUUACCAGAUAAAGAUGAUACAUUUUUAAAGGUAAAACAACCAUUGAAAAUAGACAACUUGUCAUCAUCUAUAUCAAAAUUAGAAAAUGCACAAUCACAUACACUGAAAGUUAACACGGAUCCACCUACAUUACUUAUAGGUAAUAUGGACAUGAUUCCAUCAUUAAAAGUAGGUAAGUCAUCAUCAAAUGAGGUAUUAUUGACUGUAGGAAAUUCUUUAAAUCAAGAAAAGUCUAUGAAAAUAGAAAACCCAUCUAGUAUUUUUGUAAAUGAUAUGUUAUGCGCAGAAAUAAAUUCUUCUAAUAACACAUCUCAAAAUGUUUCAUUAAAUAUUCAUAAUGGUAUUGCUGAUCAAAUUCAAAAAGUUGUUUUAAACGAAGAAUUUAAAUCUGUUCAAGAAAACUCUCCUCAAAUAAAAACGCAAACAAGUGGCUCUCAAAAUGAUUCAGAGCAUCAAUGGUCUACAGCUGUAGCAGAACGUGAGCACACAGUUUCCCAUCUUGUAUAUGAAAUGAGCUCUACCGACGGUGUUUUCUGUAAAGAUCGAUCUCUCGUUGAAAUUUGGUCUAAACUAUAUGAAGCUGUUCAGCUAUCAAGGAGUGAACGUAAUAUGCCACAAUUAUCUUCGAAUAAUCCUUAUGCGACCGAUGUAACAUCAGCAAUUCGUUCUUUAGGCUUAAGCAAUAAUUUUUUGAAGUUUUUGUUAGAGCAACUUACAGGUGCCAAAGAGUUUAUAAAAUACAAUCCAGUAUUCCAUAAAGGUGUUGACGUUGUUGGCUCUACUACAGAAGAUCAUUCAGGUUGUGCUCGUACAGGAAUAGUGGUUAGAAAAAACAAAUAUGACAUGUUCAGCUGGUUAGCAUCUAGGCACAGAAAACCACCAAAGCUAUUAGCAAAUAAUGAAGAUUUUGGUGGUCGCCGUGCUAAUUCUUUACCCAAUGAGAUGAAGUAUAGAAACAUGAAUAAAACAUUAACCAGUACUGUUGGUGUUUAUCGAUCAGAUAUACAUGGCCGCGGUUUAUUUUGUUUAAGGGAUAUUGAACAAGGUGAAUAUGUCAUUGAAUAUACUGGUGAAGUGAGUAUUAAUAAAUUAACAUUUUUUUUUUAAAUAAACAUUAGGAAUAACAUUGUAUUAUAUUUAAAAAUAAUAGGUUAUUCGAUCAGAGGUAAGUGAUGUACGAGAGAGACUUUAUAAUAAAAAGGGGAUUGAUUGUUAUAUGUUCAGAAUCGAUCAAAAUAUUGUUGUAGAUGCCACAAUGAAUGGCAAUUCCUCCAGAUUUAUAAAUCACUCCUGUGAGGUAAAUAUAUCUUUUCAAAUAAAAAUGUAAUGAGUCAUGGUCUUGAUUUUUAACUAACAUUUUGUAUUAAUAAAAUAUAUUUACUUAACAGCCCAACUGUCAGUCUAAAAUUGAAACAAUUCAUGGUAAAAAGCAUAUAAUGAUUUUGGCCAAAAGAAAAUUACUUCAAGGUGAAGAACUCACAUAUGACUAUAAAUUUCCAUUAGAAGAUGAUAAAAUCACGUGCCAUUGUCUUUCAAGAAAAUGUCGUAAAUAUCUGAAUUAGAUUCUUUUUAUUUAAAUUGGUUAUUUAUUAUUCUUAUAACAAUCUUUUGAUUGACUUAAAUUUUUUAAAAUUAUUGUUUAGAUAUUAUUAUGUACUUUAUAGAUCAAAUAGAUUAUAUUGCUCCUUUUGAAUUCAUUUUUUUUUUCCUUUUUUUUUUUUAAUUUGUACUUAUUUUUGUUACAUCAUAUAAUGAUUUCCUUAAAAAUUGUUGUUUUAUUGUUAAUACCUAUAUCAUUUUGGUUUUGUAAAUUAAAAACUAUUAGCAAUAUUUACCUUUUAGUUGUUUACAUCACACAUUUGCAUUAACCAUACAUUUGAAUAGUAUUUUAAACAAUUUGUUUAUUAACUAUUAUUAAUUUAUAUAAUAAUUGUAUAACUUAUGAAAUUAAUAAAUGGUUAUUAUUAGGGUUAGGGACUUAUUGCACUUAAAAUUCACAAAAGAGCAUUUAAAAACAUCAAAAUACUCAUUUCAAGCAAAUAUUAUUCGACCAAAUGGUAGAAGAGUUUAAAUGUUAAAUGUCCUCCUUUUAAAGGCUUUUACUUAUUAGAUACAAUCUUCUAACGCUACACAAAGUUAUUUUUCUUAUAAUACGUACAAUUUUAUUUAAAUAGAAUACAUUUUUGAUAAUAAUUUGUCGUGUGAGAAAAUUAUAUUUAAUAAUUUAGUCGUUAGACUGAGGACAUUUAAAAUCUACCAUUUGGUCUAAUAAUAUUUACUUGAAGUGCAUUUUUUGAUGUUUUUAAGUGCUCUUUAGUGAAUUUUAAGUGCUAAAAGUCCCAAACCCUAGUUAUUAUACUAAUAGUAGCUGACCUCACUUGUGUGAUGUAUAGGAAUAAAACACAAAUAAACAAAUUGUAUUUCUAUUUAA
This is a messenger RNA of Cinara cedri, 12084 nucleotides long. Lineage: Eukaryota; Metazoa; Arthropoda; Insecta; Hemiptera; Aphididae. The record is from the annotation of a GenBank genome assembly.